AUGAAAAGUUACGAGGAAGCGACAAGAAUAAUAAUCGUGUUAUCUUACGCGACAUCGUUCCGUUAUUACCAGAAUAUGAAAAAAAGUUUGUCGAAAUUCUUGCUCAGCUGGAUCUAUAAUGUUAUCUCGUUCUUCACGUACGUCUAUUUCAUAUUCUAUCUGGAAAUAUAUAAUUUAAGCAGCAUGCCGUAUAACAAAGAACGAAUCAUGUACACGUUUCUACUUUUCAUCUUUCUCUAUGGAUACGUAACUAUAACAAUAAUGGGUUGGUACAAAUCGAAGGAUAUAAUCGUUUUACGAAAUCACAUCGACCAAGUGGACGAAAAUUUGAAGGAAAUUGGGAUUGAAAUCGAGUAUCGAAGCAUGCACCGUAAAGUAAAGAUCACAGGAUUGAUAUGGUUAAUCCAUUGGAUUAUAUUAAUAGGAUUAUUCUCGAACUUCUUAUUAAAAUACGAAAAAAUAAUAUCCGAAAUAAUUGUCACAUUCUCUUACGUUCACAUGAUAAAUAUCGAGUCACUCGUUUUGUACGACUACGAUAUAUUCAUAUAUUGGCUAAAAUUAAGAUUCGAACAGACGAAUCAACUGCUCGCAACGACUCUGUCGGUGAAUGAUGGAACGAAAAUGGAGAAGGGAUUGAAGGAGGACGAGAUCCUCGGGUCGAAUCCUAAUUUUAAGAAUAGAUCUCGACUGAACAGUUGGUCGUUGGAACGUUUUUUACUCGGCUCCCAAAUAUUUCCUGUGAACCACGUUCCAAAUUUGAAACAGGAAUCCGACGAGAAAAUUCAUCUGGUUCAACAAAUUAGAUCGGCGCAAUUGCAACUUUCCAAUAUAUCGAAAAUGACGAACAACGUUUACAACGUGCAAUUAUUGACGUAUACGUUCAUAAUUAUGAUUUACAUAAUAAUACAUGCAUAUUAUAUAUACGUAGAGAUCCCAAGAACGACCGAUAUUAAAAAACUGUUACUGACGAUGAUGAUAUUUGUAUGGAAUAGCUUUGGAAAUUUUAUGAAGAUAAUUUAUGUAGCCUAUUAUUGCGAAUGUACAAUAAAUGAGGCUAAAAAAACAAUAAAUAUUAUUCACUCAUAUCCCUUGGACGAAAAAGAUAUUGAAUUAAAAAACGAGUUUCUCCAAUUCUGUUUUCAAAUAUCGUACACACGACUUGAAAAAUCAAAAACGAUUGAUUAUAAAAUCAAUUAUUCUUACAUUCGCCAUUGCAUAAGUUUCAUGUUGUCUUACGUUAUUAUCAUGAUACAAUGGAGCCAAAAUUCAUCGAUAAAAAACGACAUUUCAAUGGAAAAUGUGACGAGUUACAAUUUGAGCAACGUUCAAACGACGAAUCAAAGUUUGAUCGACGUUCGAAUAUAAUUUUUCAUACUUGUCGAUUAAUAAGAUUAUAAAUAAAACAAUAUAUAAUACGCAAUAAAAAACAGUGAAUACUAAA
Messenger RNA from Apis cerana (Asiatic honeybee), 1441 nucleotides. RefSeq lists its product as uncharacterized. Gene Ontology annotation, cellular component: neuronal cell body; axon; dendrite. NCBI's taxonomy places the organism in Eukaryota, Metazoa, Arthropoda, Insecta, Hymenoptera, Apidae. The record is from RefSeq and is a predicted model, not a curated record. Gene Ontology annotation, biological process: chemosensory behavior; male courtship behavior; sensory perception of taste.